CCCCUCCCUUAACUUGUGUUGUGAGAGAAAAGAGUCUCCAUUCACGUGUCUCUCUUCCUUUCCUUGCUCCUCUUCAUCCUCUUGUUUCAUUUCUCGUUUCCAUUACCCAAUAUAAUAAUAAUAAUAAUAAUAAUAAAUGAUUUUUUCUUUAAUUCUUGCCUUAUAUUAAGGCCAUUCUCAGGCGGUGGUUGAUGUAUCUUUGUGGGGUUGUUGUUGUCAUCAUUAUUAUUAUUCAAUAAUAAUAUUAUUAAUUAAUAUAAAUAUAUAAAGAGAAGAAGGCUCUUAAAUUUAGUUAAAGGGUGCUGGAGUGAUUUUGAUACAGUGGUUUUAGUUUUUAAAACUUGCAAAGUGAGAGAGAGAGAAAGAGAGAGAGAACAAAAGAAGAAAAAUGGAAGCAAAGAAGCAAAAGGGUACUUCUUCUUCAUUUCCUUCUGAGCUUUUUGGUUCCAAAGAGUCUCAACCAUCACCUUCUUCUGGAAUUUUUGGCUCUAUAUUUUCUUCUCAGUCACCUAAGGUAUUAGGUAGAGAAUCUCUGCGUUCUGAGUUGAAUGGAAAAAUUGCUAAUGAAUCAUGGAAAAUUCGUAAUGAAGAUGGAAACUCGAAGGGAAAUAAAGAAAUGGAAAGUGAGAAUAAAGCAAAUGAGGAUAUGAGUUGGAUGUAUGAGGAUCAAAGGGUUCAACCAUGUCACCUUAGUUCAUCGAUCAUGUAUGGCGCUCAGGACAUAUAUUCGCAGCCUCAGAGUACACACAAUUCAGGAUACACCUCCUCGCUCAAGAACGAGGGGAUAGAAGAUGAUUCAGGAAGUGCUUCAAGAGGAAAUUGGUGGCAAGGGGGUCUGUAUUAUUGAAAAGUCACUCUUCCCAACAGAGAUUAUAUAUAUAUACUCCUCAAUCAAGGUAUACAUAGGAGGGUAUAACAUAGCAUUAUAGCCCAUCUUUUAUUAUAUGGAAGAAACUAUACAGUGUAGUCAGAACUCAGAAGAAUGUUGUUGUGGACAACUAGCUAAUUUAUUCGCUUUCAACCUUUGAUUUCCAUUUCUUUCUUUCUUUGUAUGUAAAGAUUAUUAUUAUCAUUAUGCUUGGUAAUCUUAUUAUGAUAUAUAGCUUUGUAUGUAACAUUAGCUACAAUUAUAUGUGGCUGAAACUUAAGUUAUUAUUUUGCCCUGCUUUGUAUUUCACCAAUGAUGACUGGUUUUGGAACAAAAUAGGUGU
This is a messenger RNA of Arachis duranensis, 1211 nucleotides long. RefSeq lists its product as uncharacterized. The record is from RefSeq and is a predicted model, not a curated record. The transcript is spliced from 6 exons. The coding region runs from base 389 to 847 and encodes 152 amino acids. NCBI's taxonomy places the organism in Eukaryota, Viridiplantae, Streptophyta, Magnoliopsida, Fabales, Fabaceae.